AUGCCAUCAUCUACUAUCAUUGAUAUUCUAAAACCUAUUGAUUAUGAUGAAGAUCCUGAAAGAUUCAAGUCUAUAAGUAUAGUUAUCGUAUUAGAUACUGAUAAAAAUCAUGAAAAAAUUUAUAUACCAGAUGGUGAUAUUUUCUACAUUGUGGAGAGUUUACAAAGAAAAAUGAUUGGCAAAUUGGAAAGAUUAACACAUAAACAUAAAAUUGUUAUUUGUGGAAACAAUGAACUUGGUUUUGAACAUUGUUCAAAAGAAGAAAUUCAAUCAAAAUUAUUAACUAAUGCUACACUUACAAGAUGA
Messenger RNA from Rotaria sp. Silwood2, 306 nucleotides. The record is from the annotation of a GenBank genome assembly. Lineage: Eukaryota; Metazoa; Rotifera; Eurotatoria; Philodinida; Philodinidae.